AAAAUUGUGUGUUACUAAAAGCUCAUGAUUUUAACUUUUAUAAAAACCCCUAUGUAAAAUGGCUACAUGGCAGGAAAUAUGCGGGGAGUGAUAGCUCGGUGGUUUUAGAUAAGAAUAAGACAGUUAAAGGGGGGGGGAUGAGUGGGCAGACAGGAAACAAGGGCUGCUUGUAAAUAUGAACAUUUUUUCCAUUGUGAUGAUUAUGAGCCACAAACUUCCUUUUGGAGGUGAAUUUUAAAUGACUAAUUCAACCUAAACCAGCUCUCUUCAGCGAUGCAAGAUUUUUUUUUUUUGUGUGCAUCUGUGUUUGAGCACCGAGAAAACUGAGAAAAACAAAUCAAACAAGGCCACCAGAUCUAGUCUGUAGCUUUCUGGCUAUUGUUUUGCUUUCUGAUACCUGGUGAUGGAAAACCAAAGCAGAAUCAGUGACCUGCUCGUGCAUGCCCUUGACAACCUUCCUCAGGAAGACUUCAAAAGAUUUAAAGACAAACUAUCGCAUUCUGGCUUUAAGGGAAAAGGUACCAUCCCCCGAGGUCGGCUGGAGAAUGCUGACAGGAUAGAUACUAAGAACAUCCUGAUGGCAUUCUAUGGUGGAGAUGCUGCAGUUGAUGUAACCAUAGAAAUUUUAGUUCAGAUCAAUGUCAGAGAGUCUGCUGCUAACCUCAGAAAAGACAGAGAGAAAGUUUUUUCAAAGGAAAAGGAGAAAAAAGCAAAAGUUGAAGAAACAAGAGGGAACGACAGACAAUGUGGUCUGGAACCAUGUGCAGAGAUACAUCAUACCAAGGAGCAGGGAGAAGAUCAUCCCUCUCUGAAAGGCUCUGAUUACCGGAAGAAGUAUAGAGAACAUAUACAAGGAGAAUACCAAAUAAUAGAAGACAGGAAUUCUCGCCUGGGUGAACGUGUGAGUCUAGACAAAAGAUAUACAAAACUGCUUAUUGUAAAGGAACAUCAGGGACGAGAGGAGAAAGAACAUGAAAUAAUCACCAAAGGAAGGAGAGAUGCAGAGUUGAUGGCUCAACAAACCAAUUUCACUAAGAUUAGUGCUUUAUUUGAUUCUGGUAGAAAUCAACAAAGCCCAAGAACUGUUGUGCUGCAGGGAGCAGCUGGAAUUGGGAAAACAACAACAUCAAGAAAGAUUAUGUUGGACUGGGCAGCUGGAAAACUCUAUCAGAAAAAGUUUGAUUAUGUUUUCUAUAUAAAUUGCAGAAAAAUAAAUCUUGUUACUGCACAGAAAAGUGUUGCUGAUUUGGUUUUAGACAAUUGUCCUAAUGGAAAAGGACCAAUUAAAGAAAUCUUUGAGAAGCCAGAAAAACUCCUGUUCAUAAUAGAUGGUUUUGAUGAAUUGAACUCCUUGCUAGAUAUUGAUGAAGUUAGUCUGUGCAGAGACUCAUUUGAGAAGAAGCCAGUGGAAACCAUCCUGUGCAGUUUACUGAGAAAGAAAGUUCUUCAAAAAUCCUUCUUAUUGAUCACUACAAGACCAACUGCUCUGGAGAAACUAAAGCAGAAUUUGAAAUUUCCAUGUUAUGCAGAGAUAAUGGGAUUUUCUGGAGAAGAGAGGAAAGAAUAUUUUCAUAAAUUCUUUUGUGAUGAAAAGAAAGCAACACAAGCCUUUAAUAUUGUCAAAGAAAAUGAAAUGCUCUUCACCAUGUGCUUUGUCCCCAUUGUGUGUUGGAUCAUCUGCACGGCUAUGAAGCAACAGAUGGAAAAAAGGGAAGAUCUUGCACAAACUUCAAAAACAACCACCUCAGUAUAUUUGCUCUUUCUGUCCACUCUGCUAACUGAUCAUUUCACUGACUCAAUACAUAUGCAAACAUAUAAAACUACCCUGUGGAAGCUUUGCUCAUUGGCUUCAGAUGGAAUUUUAGAACGGAAAAUACUGUUUGAAGAAGGUGAUCUGAAGAAGCACAAUUUAUCCUUGUCUAACAUUCAGUCUCUCUUUCUGGGUAAAAGUAUUUUUCAAAAAGAUACAGAAUGUGAGAGUGUCUACAGCUUCAUUCACUUGAGUUUCCAAGAGUUUUUUGCAGCUCUGUUCUAUGUGCUAGAGAAAGAUGAAGAGACAAAGAAAAAAUCAUUGACUUCUAAGAAAAAUGUGAACCACUUGCUAAAAACGUAUGGGAAAUCUAAAAAUAAUUAUUUGAUGUUAACAGUACGUUUCUUGUUUGGUUUCUUAAAUAAAAAGAGACUAAAUGAUAUGGAGAAAAAGUUACAUUGUAAAACAUCAUCUGCAAUAAAGCUGGAUUUAUUGAAGUGGUUUGAAGCAGAAGCUAAAAACAUCUCCUCUCUGCCCUAUAAGACCUAUGAGGAAGUGUGUGACCAGCUUGAGUUGUUUCACUGUUUGUAUGAGAAUCAGGAAGAAGAGUUUGGGAAACGCGCCAUGGCUAAUUUCCAAGAAAUUAGACUGGAACACAUCAGGCUUACAACAAUGGAUGAAAUUGCUCUUUCAUUCUGUGUAAAGAACUGUUGUAGUAAGCAGUCACUUUACCUAUUUAAAUGUAUGCUUGGGAUUGGAGAACGAGAAGAAGGAUGGAUAGCAAAGCUACGGAAAUGGUUAUUUCCUCUGAACCCAGGGAUUAAAGAUCUGAGAACUUCAACUGCAGACUCAUUGUGUCAAGGACUGAAGGAUCCAAACUGUAAAUUAAAAACAAUAGUGUUGCGGCAGUGCAGUCUCACAGCUGCUUGCUGUGUGGAUCUCUCUGCUGCCCUCACUACAAACCAGUCCCUGACUGAACUGGAGCUGAGUGGGAAUAAACUGGGAGAUUCAGGAAUUAAACUUCUGUGUCAAGGACUGAAACAUCCCAGCUGUAAACUGCAGAAAUUAGUGGUUUGGGAUUGCCAGCUGACUGAUGCUUGCUGUGGAGAUCUCUCCUCUCUGCUCAGCACAAACCAGUCCCUGAGAGAGUUGAACCUGAGAAGUAAUAACCUGAGUUAUUCAGGAGUGAAGCUUCUGUGUGAAGGACUGAAACAUCCAAACUGCAAGUUACAGAAGCUCGAGUAAGUGACUUCUGGUUUCUGUAUCAAAAGAAUCCAU
Molecule: messenger RNA, 3028 nt
Organism: Trachemys scripta elegans
Lineage: Eukaryota; Metazoa; Chordata; Testudines; Emydidae
Product: NACHT, LRR and PYD domains-containing protein 3-like
Exons: 8
Coding region: 404-2995 (863 amino acids)
Cellular component (GO): cytoplasm
Molecular function (GO): protein binding
Source: RefSeq, a predicted model, not a curated record